Messenger RNA from Penicillium brasilianum, 462 nucleotides. Lineage: Eukaryota; Fungi; Ascomycota; Eurotiomycetes; Eurotiales; Aspergillaceae. The record is from the annotation of a GenBank genome assembly.
AUGCACUUCACCACCACCUUCCUCGCUACGCUGGCCCCUCUAGCCCUGGCCAGCAACGCCAUCGUCCAAAACGCCUGCACCGACCCCGUCUACCUCUGGUCCGUAGGUGGCUCCGUCGGCGAGGGUCAAACCAUCAACCCAGGCGCGAACUACACUGAAACAACGCACUACGACGAUGUCUCGGGCGGCAUCGCCCUCAAGAUCACCCGAACUGAGAACGGGCUGUACGACGGCAGCCCGCAGACCAAUUUCCAGUACGCGCUGACCGACCACCUGUACUAUGAUCUGUUUGAUGUCUACGGUGACCCGUUCUCGGGUAGCACUUUGGUUGUGCAUCCGUCGCUCGAUACUUGCAGCAGUAUCUGUUGGGAUGGGGGUGUGGAAACGUUGGCUACGAGUCAGACCGAGGCUUGUAGUACGGAUGCGGAUAUUACGCUGACGUUGUGUGCGGAGUCCUGCUAG